Messenger RNA from Rotaria socialis, 1566 nucleotides. The record is from the annotation of a GenBank genome assembly. NCBI's taxonomy places the organism in Eukaryota, Metazoa, Rotifera, Eurotatoria, Philodinida, Philodinidae.
AUGGAAAAUAUGUUCGAUAACGAACUUUGUUUGCUUGCUCAUGGUAAUUCAGGCUACAUUUGGUGUGAACCUCCAUCUAGUGAACUAAGCUACGGACAAGAAUCACAAGGACAAUAUCAUCAACCACACCAGAAGAAGAAAAGAUGUCAUGGCAAUCGUAAACUACAACAUUUUCGACGAAAGUGUCGUACUAGACAAACGGAAGAAAAAGACGACAAAAUGAACGUUUUUUCUGUUAGUGAAUCUAAUAGCAAGGUUGAAUUACCAUUAUCGAACCAUAAUCAGAAUGCUCGACAGAUACAUGAACAUAAUGAAACUAGUUCGAUGGGCAAUGUUAUCACGAAUUCUAUUCUAUUAACAUCUUCAAGUCCAAAACAAACUUAUCAUCUAAUACCAAAUAUCAAAAUGAACAGUACAACAAAUAAAAGUUCUAUAUCUACUGAUAAAUGGAAAACAUCACGCCAACUCGUACCAAACUAUUUAAAAAUGUCAAGUCGCCUCUUUAUGGAUUUAUUAUGUAUGAAUUUGACAAGUCAUCAGAAUAAAAUAAAACAUUGGCUAAUACAUACAAAACAAUUACAAUGUUUUCGUCGACACGCUGAAUUGCUCAACAAUAUAUUACUUCUCGAAAGCGAACAAGAUUAUUGGGAAACUAUUACUGAUUCAGCUCGAAUCGAACUCAUUUGGUUGUCAAAGAUGUCUAAAGAUACAACAAGAAUAAACUCUAUCAAUUGGGCUUAUCCACGAACGAUAGAAAAUUUAAACAAACGUCAAACAAUUAUUCGAAAUAAAUUAAAUGCAAUCAAACAUCAACUCGUGAUACAUUUAAAAGAAGAGUCAUUCAUCGCUCGGCAUUCGCUAAAUAAAUCGAUUGAUCAUUUAAAUCUUAUAUCGACAGCAAUCAGAGAAUUUGUACAUAAAGGUCAACAGCGUUUACGCACCAUGUAUGAAGAACAAAAACUUAUAUUUCAAUUUGAUCGCACCGAUCUUCAUCUUGUUAAAUCAUUCUACGAUUUGAAUCCGAACAAGGAACAACUCCUCAAUGUUCAAAAACUUUGGCGAAGCAAAGUGAAGGCUUCUAAACGAGCCAUCCGAGAGUGCAAUAAUAAUUCAUCGCUUCAUCAUGAACCAAAUACUGGAGACAAUAAUCAAGGGGAUAAUAACACACUUGAAGAUUUUGUUGAUUACUUCGAAGAUACAUUUAUUGGUCGUGUCAUUCGUAAUAAUCGUCGUCGUGCUCCACCUUUUUCAGUUAACAUGUGGAACUGUUUUUCACGUUUAGAUGAAGAACUUCCACGAACAAAUAAUUCAUCAGAGGGAUGGAACCGAGCCAUCAAAAAUUCAGCUCGUGAAAAUCCUUCAAUAUAUGAAUCAAUAGCAGACUUACGAAUCGAACAACACUCAAAUCUUAUCUUAGCUGAACAAUUAGAGGCUGGUGUCGUAAAGACACGAAAACGUAUUAAAUACGAAAUGCUUAAUGAACAGCUCCAACAAUUAGCAUCAAAUUUCUAUUUAUUACCCAGAGACAUAUAUUUCAAAAAAGCAAGAGCUCUAUUCAAUUUUUGA